This is a messenger RNA of Durusdinium trenchii, 552 nucleotides long. The record is from the annotation of a GenBank genome assembly. Lineage: Eukaryota; Dinophyceae; Suessiales; Symbiodiniaceae.
GAUGCGGUCUUCGGUGCUGGCUACCAAUCAGCUCUGACAUCACUUGUCAAGAACCGAAGGAGCAUCCCUGAGUAUUUGGAGAAUCCUGAGCUGAAACAGGAGCUCACUGCCAUCCACGAGAUGUAUGAUGAGGAAAUGAAGAAAAAGAAGAAGGAGUUGAAGCUUGCCCAGAAGGAGAAUGGCACCCUGAUAGAUGAUGACGAGGAUGAAUUGGAGGCCGAGAAAGAGGAUCCUGUGGAACCUGAAGAUCAAAGCCUCAAGCACAUCAUGGUUGAGGGUGAUGAUCCAAGCCUGCCAUUCAAGAAUCCCAAGGAUGGCUUCACGGAGAAAGGCAUCCAAAUGAAGGACCGGCUGGCCCAUUUCAAGAAGCAAGCCCAGAGAAAAGACUCAGCAAAAGAUGAUGAGGAGGAGCAUCGUGAUGACCAGCCAAAGCCAAAGGCUAAGGCCAAGUCCAAGGGAAAGAAUCCAAAGCCUGAGAAGCCAGAAGAUGAUGAUGCUGAAGAAGUUGAAGAGCCUGCGUCAGUGGCGGAAGAGACUGAUGAUGACCAGGAG